Molecule: messenger RNA, 382 nt
Organism: Hymenoscyphus albidus
Lineage: Eukaryota; Fungi; Ascomycota; Leotiomycetes; Helotiales; Helotiaceae
Source: the annotation of a GenBank genome assembly
AUGGGUUCAAAGGUAAGAAAUUUGUUGAAUUCUGAGUUUCUGUCUGACCACUUCUGACAUUAGCACUAUUCAGAACCUGGGCCAAUCGUGCUUACUGAUACCCACUUUCCCUUUGGCAAGGGCAAGCUAUCUCCAAGGUGAGUAUAGGUAUGCAUAGUUGAAGUUCAUCAAACUCCCGACAAGUUCUGGCAACGAGCUCGCAAUCAGAGGAAUCCAGGUGCAAUAUCUCGAGAUCUGGUCUGUUGCCUCUUAUAUUCUUCUCGUCUUCGUCCCACAUUUCAUUGUCUUCCUCGUUUUACCUAGUCGCAUGAGGUGUUUCCAGAAAGAUGAGCCCAGAUGUCACUUCUUCAUGGUUUCGGUCCAAUUUGAAGUCCAACGUUAA